Molecule: messenger RNA, 837 nt
Organism: Cuculus canorus (common cuckoo)
Lineage: Eukaryota; Metazoa; Chordata; Aves; Cuculiformes; Cuculidae
Product: histone H1.01
Exons: 1
Coding region: 46-708 (220 amino acids)
Biological process (GO): nucleosome assembly
Cellular component (GO): nucleosome
Molecular function (GO): structural constituent of chromatin; DNA binding
Source: RefSeq, a predicted model, not a curated record
GCCAGCCCAAUUGUGUUCGCCUGCUCCGCAGAGGACGCCGCCGCGAUGUCCGAGACCGCUCCCGCCGCCGCCCCCGAUGCGCCCGCACCGGCCGCCAAGGCCGCCGCCAAGAAGCCGAAGAAGGCGGCGGGCGGCUCCAAAGCCCGCAAGCCCGCCGGCCCCAGCGUCACCGAGCUGAUCACCAAGGCCGUGUCCGCCUCCAAGGAGCGCAAGGGGCUCUCCCUCGCCGCGCUCAAGAAGGCGCUGGCCGCCGGCGGCUACGAUGUGGAGAAGAACAACAGCCGCAUCAAGCUGGGGCUCAAGAGCCUCGUCAGCAAGGGCACCCUGGUGCAGACCAAGGGCACCGGCGCCUCCGGCUCUUUCCGCCUCAACAAGAAGCCCGGCGAAGUGAAGGAAAAGGCUCCCAAGAAGCGCACGGCCGCGGCCAAGCCCAAGAAGCCGGCGGCUAAGAAGCCCGCCAGUGCCGCUAAGAAGCCCAAGAAGGCUGCGCCGGUGAAGAAGAGCCCCAAGAAAGCCAAGAAGCCGGCGGCCGCUGCGACCAAGAAAGCGGCUAAGAGCCCCAAGAAAGCCGCCAAGACGGGCCGCCCCAAGAAGGCAGCAGCCAAGAGCCCGGCCAAGGCGAAGGCGGUGAAGCCCAAAGCAGCAAAGCCCAAGGCGGCCAAGCCCAAAGCAGCCAAGGCGAAGAAGGCGGCGCCUAAAAAGAAGUAAAUUAUACCGCGAGAGACCUGCUCUACAUAUUUUGUUAUCCAACGGCUCUUUUAAGAGCCACCCACACUUUCCCUAAAGGAGCUGAGGCACCGAGGUCGUCAGUAACCUGCAGCAAGAAUCCAGUAAUUC